AUGGAGCAGCUUUCAUCAUCACAAUCAUGUUCGAGAGAACUAUGUGAACUGUCGGUGCUCAUCAUAUGUGAAUGCCAUAAUAAGCACUUUUGUAAUGAUCAUUUUAUCGAACAUAUCAACAAACCUGAAGCGACAAGUGAUGGUACAAAGCAGCCCAAGGAUGCGACGUAUACGCGACGAUCUUGUUUUAACAUGUUGAAUGGCUGGUGGCGAUAUUUUUACGGAAGAAUGACAUGUUCUUCGUCGGAGAAAAACAAACAAGAAGUUGAACUGCAACACAUUGAAGAUGUCACAAAAAUAACUAAAGCAAGUAUUACGAAAGCGAGAUCUGAGAGAAAAACUCGCACUAAAUCACACCGAGAAAAUCUACUUCCGUUGAAAGAACCAUACCAAAUUAUUCAAACAAGAGAAAAGAAUUCUAUCGCGAUGGCUUGCAGCAAGAAACAUCUCUUAAUCGAACAAAAACCGAAUCUUUCCCUAUUCGAUCGAAAAUUGAAUCUUAUCAAACAGAUCCCGUGGUCAUACACGCAUGUUAACAUAUAUUGGGCAUCUGCACUUGAACGUUUUAUCCUCGUCACUCAUAAAGAUAUUUUCACUCUCGAUGAAAACACCAUGGAACUCGAAGAACAGUCGAUCGCUCAUCAUAAUAAAAAGGAUUGGUCAUGCGCCGCAUGCUCCGAAACGAUUUUAUACUUAUCAACUAUGGACAUGUCUCCUUGUUUAUAUCAAUAUUCUCUUCUUCCAUCGAUCGAAUUCAUCAAAGAACAACAAUUAGGUGUUAUGUGUCUCCUGUACGAAUCCAUUUUAACGUUUAGUUACGCGAAUGAACGAUUAGCGUUCAUUAUUUGUAAUGCUCAAACAUUUCAAAAUCGUUUAGAACUGCAUUCAUCAGUGACAUUCGAUGUUCUCUGGACUCUACCGUUAGAUGUUCUCGCNCAUCUGUUGUCUUCACUUCGAAACAACUCUCCAUCUUCUUCCAUCUCAUUCAGUAUCACAUCACUAAUCAACAAUACUCAUCAUCAUUCUGUUCAUCUGUUGUCUUCACUUCGAAACAACUCUCCAUCUUCUUCCAUCUCAUUCAGUAUCACAUCACUAAUCAACAAUACUCAACAUCAUUCUGUUCAUCUGUUGUCUUCACUUCGAAACAACUCUCCAUCUUCUCCGAUGGCACUGAAUUCUACGGAACAUGAGAAUAGAGAGUACAAGUUGCAUUUUCAUGACAGUGUUGACAUAUUAGGUUUUGGUUGGAAGGAAAUGUGA
Molecule: messenger RNA, 1260 nt
Organism: Adineta ricciae
Lineage: Eukaryota; Metazoa; Rotifera; Eurotatoria; Adinetida; Adinetidae
Source: the annotation of a GenBank genome assembly